This is a messenger RNA of Anthostomella pinea, 732 nucleotides long. NCBI's taxonomy places the organism in Eukaryota, Fungi, Ascomycota, Sordariomycetes, Xylariales, Xylariaceae. The record is from the annotation of a GenBank genome assembly.
AUGACGCCAAACUUUGGGCAAGUCAUGCCGCUUCUUCUACUCUUAUUGCCGAUGCUGAGCGCUCUAGAAAUAUCAGCAGAUAUGAAAGAGCUGAGAGAAAUACCUGACUCGGGUCCCCGGCAACAACCCGGCAAUGAGUCGGCGGACGACAGUCUAGCUAAUGGACACUCUUCUGAAAGGGGUACUCUGAAAUCUAUCUCAUCGAUAAUAUCUAGUUUCUGCAGUACCUCCACGGGGGAUAGCGACGAACCUCGAGCCUUUGGUGCCAGGUCGAACACAGCAAUUAUAGAGGCCGGUCUAGCUCAAUCCCUUCCCAUGGUGUUCUCCGAUGAGUUCAAGAGUGAAUUGGGCAUAGACAUAAACGUAUUUGGUAUCGCCAUGCGGAGGAAGAUAUGUUGCUAUGCCGCUUUGCUGUGGAUCGGUCUUCUCUUCGUCGUGAGCCAGUUUGCCGCGAUCAUCACGGCUGGAAUCGAUACCAAACUGUCAGAUAUCCGACUGCAAAGCUUCCCGGUUGGGAAACUGGCCACGAUCGGGUUCAGCUUGUUGGCGGUUGCCGUCGUCCCCGCCCAGAUAUUCAUGUCGUAUGUGUUGCCCACGUUUCAGAGCAGAAGGAUAUUGAAGAGAGAACGGAUCAUCGCUGCGGACCAAACAACAGCAAUUCCGAAUGCACAAAAUGCACCUGGUGGUGAAACUGGAUUAUGGAUCUUUUCAAGACAGAGAAAACAUGGAUGA